Molecule: messenger RNA, 1078 nt
Organism: Eurytemora carolleeae
Lineage: Eukaryota; Metazoa; Arthropoda; Copepoda; Calanoida; Temoridae
Exons: 8
Coding region: 141-734 (197 amino acids)
Biological process (GO): G protein-coupled receptor signaling pathway
Cellular component (GO): membrane
Molecular function (GO): G protein-coupled receptor activity
Source: RefSeq, a predicted model, not a curated record
CUGGAUCAGCUCCCUGGGUAGGCAGAGCAGUUUCUUUAUAUCAGCUGUUUGUGCUGCUCAUUAUUCCUCUUAUUCUUAGCACUGGCUGCUACCAAGCUGUUAUCAGAGUUCUUUGGAGAUCUGUCAGGAAUGUACAUACUAUGAGUAACUGUUCAUCUCUACGGAACGGGCACAGAGCUCGUUGCUACAGCUUCAGACCAACCAAUACGAACAAUGUACAGACAGAUCAACCAAGUUCCUCUGCAUCAGUUGGUUCCCAGCAUUCUCAGGAAGGAAUCAAGAUGUCUCUCACUGCAGUCAGAGCUCAUCGGCUAGGUAAACAGUUAGGUGACCAAUCUCUCCAGCCGCCGACCACAACUGGUACACCAGCUACCCAGGCCGGGCAGCAGACGGGUAAAAGGUCAAGUCAACCUGACCAGCCCAACCAGCCGUGUCAGUGCAACCAGGGCUGGCUGGCUGCACAGAAAAUAAACAAUGGACGAAAGAAUAUUAUCAAGCUUCUGAUCCUAAUUCUGGUGAUGUAUUUCCUCUGCUGGGGAACCUGGCUAACUGCUAAGUUGAUUAUGUGGUGGGCUGGAAAUACAUCUCUACCCUAUAGUCCAGCAUUUUACAGGUUUUCCGUAAUUGCUAAACAUCUCCCAGCAAUACACGCUACAAUUAAUCCAAUUAUUUACAGUAUUAUGUCUGGGAACUUCAGAAAACAACUCUGUAUUUGUAGAACUGAGGAGCCAUAAAUCAUAUAAGGCUCGCGAGAGGAAAAAAUCCACCGAAAUAUUUUUUUUUAUGUAUAGUAUUUGACCAAUAAUACUCCGAAUAUGAAAGACGACAUUUUAUCCAUCUUGAUGUGCAUUUGAUGUUGUUAUUAAACAAAUAUUUUUACAAGUAGUCUAAAAAUAAAAAAAAAUAAGUUAGAUGGGUUUGUGUAUAAACUGCACAUUGCACAAAUGCUUCAUGUUCACUCAACUAUUUAAAAUCAGAAUCUGAAAGUCGUCUUCCUAUUCAACAAAUAUAAAGGUCUCACUGUGCGAAAACCAACAUCAUGUCCUCCAUGUUGCAUUUCCUUAAAAAAAAAAAAAAG